GGAGGAGAGUGCAGCAGGAGGAGAGAGUGCAGGAGAGGGUGCAGCAGGAGGAGAGAGUGCAGCAUCAUCAUCAUCAUCAGCAGGAGUAGUAGUAGAGAGUGAUGUGUGACGAGAGAGUGAUGGGUGACGAGGCGGUGAUGUGUGACGAGGCGGCGAUGGGUGUCGCCGCGUGCCCCGUGCCGCCCCGGGACCAGUGCGGCUACUGGGGCUGCUACUGCGAGGAAAACGUCUGGAAGUUGAUCGAGCACGCCCGUGGGCGGAGGCGGACGCUGCGGGGGCUCUAUGCCGUCUUCAUAUCCAACGACGCGAGGACGGUGCCCUUGUGGAAACAGAAGUGCAAGCAAGGCACGGAUGAACCGGUGCUCUGGGACUACCACGUGCUGCUACUGCUGCAGCACGCCGAAGAUGGCAGCAGCAACAGCAGCAGCAACAGCAGCAACAGCAGCAGCUUCGUGUACGACCUGGACUCCACGCUGCCGUUCCCAUGCACCCUCGACUCCUAUGCCGCACAGGCCCUGCGCCCGGACCGCGACCUCAAGCGUCGCUACCGCAGGAGGCUGCGAGUGGUGCCUGCCGACACGUUCAUGAGGACGUUCGCGUCGGACCGCUCGCACAUGCAGGACGAGCUGGGCCAGUGGAGGGCGCCACCCCCACCACACCCGUGCAUCCGCACCGAAGGCUGCGUCAUGAACCUAGACGACUUCGUGAGCAUGGACCCAGCCGUCGGCUGCGGGGAAGUCCUCGCGCUGGAGGACUUCGUGGAGAGGUUUCGGAAGCCAGCGCCGUCACCACUGCCGAGUUCGGAGCCCCGUUGACGAAGCUCCGAACUCGGCCGCGGCGCCGAAUCCGCCGGUCGCUCCCCACCCCCCCCCCCCCCCUUCCGCUAGCGACCUCCUGUACACCAGGCGAGGUAGUUAACAUCUCGCCUGCCGCACGUACCCGGCGGAGACGCCCCGAGUUCGGUUCCCCGCUCACGGCGGAUAAUUUUAAGCGGUCCCCGGGGCCUCCCUCCUGGGUCGACUCGGCCUCGAAUGAGUGUGGUGGACAUCGCCACUGGGGAGACAAAGGUGGCGCGUGCCGUGGUGCUGGCCACCCACCCCCACCCCCCUCGUGGCCACGGUGACGGCCCUCAUAGGCGCUGCUACUCGCCGCUUAACAGCACUCGGCCCAGCAGUCUGUUGAAGGCUAUACGGGGGGGGGUGGGGGAUCGUUGCCUUUUGUGUGCGGGAAUGUGCGCACGAGAUGGAGUUCUCAAAGAGCAAGUGAAUAAAUGGAACAAGUUCACGGUU
Petromyzon marinus (sea lamprey) is the source of this 1289-nucleotide messenger RNA. RefSeq names its product N-terminal glutamine amidase 1 (gene NTAQ1). Gene Ontology annotation, molecular function: protein-N-terminal glutamine amidohydrolase activity; protein-N-terminal asparagine amidohydrolase activity. The record is from RefSeq and is a predicted model, not a curated record. Gene Ontology annotation, cellular component: nucleus; cytosol. Lineage: Eukaryota; Metazoa; Chordata; Hyperoartia; Petromyzontiformes; Petromyzontidae.